UUUGAAAUAAUCGAAAUUCUGACAAGUUUCGGGGCCAAUCUCGACUCACCGACGGCCUGUGGCGAGACCGUUUUCGAAAUCUGUGAAGACGACAAGAUGCGGGAGCGCUUGGUGCUGUUGAAGGAGGAGCUGAAAAGGCGUCAGACCCAGCAUAACGAAGCACAGCAGAACUGGCCCAAUAAGGCUCGCGGAUUGGUACGCCGACGCAGCAGUAACCCACGAAGGUAA
Molecule: messenger RNA, 228 nt
Organism: Dibothriocephalus latus
Lineage: Eukaryota; Metazoa; Platyhelminthes; Cestoda; Diphyllobothriidea; Diphyllobothriidae
Source: the annotation of a GenBank genome assembly